Messenger RNA from Mercurialis annua (annual mercury), 1027 nucleotides. RefSeq names its product transcription factor bHLH34. The transcript has 5 exons. Gene Ontology annotation, biological process: regulation of DNA-templated transcription; intracellular iron ion homeostasis. The record is from RefSeq and is a predicted model, not a curated record. Lineage: Eukaryota; Viridiplantae; Streptophyta; Magnoliopsida; Malpighiales; Euphorbiaceae. The coding region runs from base 146 to 841 and encodes 231 amino acids. Gene Ontology annotation, molecular function: DNA-binding transcription factor activity; protein dimerization activity.
CCAAAUUUCAACUCCCCCAAAAUAUUCCCAAUUGCCAUCGUUAUUAUUCUUAAUUAUCCCUUCUUUUUCCCCAAAAAGUAAAAAACAAACCCUAAUUUUGAUUCAUUUUACAUUCGCAAUCACAAGAAAUCAACAUCUCCGAUCAAUGGAAUCAUUAGAGGAAGGAUCGUGUUGGGAUUUUCUUGAUUAUGAUUUCAUCGAAGAAACCACCACCACUACUACUUCUCACGAUUUCUUAUGGUCUAAUAAUAAUAAUAAUAAUAAUAAUCAGAGUGAUGGAGGUAUUGCCGAUAUUGAUUUUUCAUCUAGCGGCGGUGCUGUAUCAGAAGCAAAACAAUGCGUGCGGAAAAGGAAACACAGUGGUGAUUCUUGUAGCAAGCCCGUGACUAAAGCUUGCCGCGAGAAGUUAAGGAGGGAGAGGUUAAAUGACAGGUUUCAGGAUUUGAGUUCUGUUUUGGAACCUGACAGACCUGCUAGAAUUGACAAACCAGCUCUACUUGAUGAGGCUAUUAAAGUUCUGAAUCAGUUGAAAACUGAAGCUCAAGAGCUCAAAGAAAGUAAUGAAAAGUUGGUGGAAGAGAUUAAAAGUUUGAAGGCUGAGAAGAAUGAACUUCGCGAAGAGAAACUCACACUCAAGGCGGAUAAAGAAAAGAUGGAGCAACAAUUAAAAGUUAUGGCCGUUCCAUCACCUGGAUUCAUGCCAACCCAUCCAGCAGCCUAUCAUGCUGCAAUGAAUAAGAUGGCUGUUUACUCUGGCUACGGUCUGAUACCAAUGUGGCAAUUACCGCCUGCUGCACGUGAUACAUCUAAAGAUCAUGAGUACUGGCCUCCUGCUGCAUAAUUGUUGUUUUUCUUUUUUCAAUAGUAAAGGUUAUCUAAAUUAGAGAUGCUUUUUCUAGAUUAUUCAACAAUUUUUGUUUCAAAUGUAAAUACAAAUGGUUUCACCCUGUCUGAUUUCGACAUUUGAAUAUGGCUAAUGUGCUGUUGGCUAUUGAAGAAAUGAAUUAGUUGGCUAUUAUUUUCUCAA